UUCCGGUGUCAUGUCCGCGCGCACGUGGAGUUCUUGGGGAACUGGAUUAUAGACGUUUGUUUUGUUGUUUUAUGUGUAACAUGUGAGUAGCGAAGCGGUGUUUCUGGUCACUGAUUAGGGGUAAAUACAGGUAUAGCGCGAAACUGUGUGUGUGAGAGCCACUUAUAGUAUAGCUGUAAUUUCCCCUGUUAAGUAGCACGAUGUCAGAGACAGCAGCAGAGAAAAGCCGCGGGCUGAGAUUCGCCGAGCAGCAGCUUCUCCGUCACGGCUGGGAGCAGGGGAAAGGUCUAGGAAGGGCUGAGAACGGCAUCUCUGAAGCAAUCAAAGUUAAAGUGAAAUGUGACAAAGGAGGGGUUGGCCACAAGGAAAGUGAGCAGUUCACAUUCCACUGGUGGGAUCAUGUGUUUAACAAGGCAUCUGCCGGCUUGGCUGUGGAGUCUGAUCAGAAUGGGGUGGUAGUAAAGAAAACCGAGGAAGAAGAAAAUGGAAUGAUUUCUAACAAGAAGCCCCGAAAGGCCAUGAUGAAUAAGUCUAUGCUGUAUGGAUGCUUUGUCAAGUCUGCUACUCUCCUCUCAGGUGAGGAACAACCUGAACAAACAUCAUCUGUCUCUGAGGACAGUAGCUCUGAGGAUGAAGAGAAGCUAGACCUUUCCAGCACGAAGAAAUUAUCUGAUAAGGAACUGAUGAAAGCAUGUGGAGGACGCACUGCACAUAAAGGUGCCAGACAUGGUCUUACGAUGAGUGCCAAACUAGCCAGACUGGAACAACAAGAGCAAGAGUUCAUGGCUAAAUAUGGCAAGAAAAAGCAGAUGGACAAAACCACGCAUCCAAGUGAAGCACUGCCAUCCAAGCUUACUUCUGCAUUAGAACAGGAGAAGGAAGAGAAGACCAAAAAGAGGAAAGCCAAGAAAAAGAAGCAACACUCAGAUGAGCCCGAAGAGAAUGGUGUCCCAGACAACGGUGAAGCUUCACAGGAGCACAAUGAAGAGAAGUCUAAAAAGAGAAAGAAACGAUCAAAAGUAGAUUUAGGAUCAGAAGAUGCAGCUGCUGCUGUUGUGGAUACUGACACAACUAAAAAGAAGAAAAGGCCCAAAAUACAGCUGGAGGAGGAAAGCACAAGUGAAUUGGCAGAGACUGCUGAACCAACAGAAGCGAGCAUCUCCAAGGAAAAGAGGAAAAAGAAGAAACACUUAGAAAAAGGCAGUGCUCUGGAGGAAAGACGGAGUAAAAACAUUGAAGAGUCUGCAGAAACACCAGAAAGUCAGGAACAUGAGCAGCAGGAAGAGCGCACAGCUGUACUUCACCCAACACCUGAAGUCACCAAGAAGAAAAAGAAGAAAUCCUCAAAGGCCAAUAAAGACAAAUCUGAAGUUCCAGAAAUGGGCGCCAUCGCAGCAGAGACUGUGGAAACAGCUGAUUUAGGAAAAGAACCAUCACAAUCGGAAAAAAGGAAAAGCAGAGAGGAGGAGGACUUGAAGACAGAGUCUGAGAAUAGAUCAGUCGCUAAAGCAACUCAAAAGAAGAAGAAAAAAAGGAAACGUGCAGAGUGAUGUUUUCUACUGAAUUUCAUAUGCCAUGUCAAACUUGGGUGUCUAAAAUAUAGUACUGAUCAUCAUCUUCAGUUCUGAUAAAUGACUAGCAGCAAAAACAAUAUAUUUAUGGUCUGGACAAUAAUACUUCAGAUUUUUUUCUCGGCUUUGUUGCUGUUUGUACUGUACUGUGAGUCAUGAAUUUGUAAUUUAUAAUCAUUUUAAAUUUGUCUCUCCUGUUCCACGCUAAUGCAUUUCAGACCCGUUUUCAUUCAGAGCAUGUCCUCUCAGCUCCAUGAACUGGCUCGAUGAUCUAGUGACUCAUUUUAAUCAUGGAAAGUACUGCAGUUUUUUUUUUUUUUUGUAAUUCAAUGCAGUUUUUAGAACAUCUUGUUGAAAUAUAAUUUAUCUACAUAAUACAUUUUGAAAAACAUCUUGAGGUUUAUGUGUUUUGUAUCAGCAUGAACUAUUGAUUUGGUUUUCUUGCUUACAAUCAAAACCAAACUGCAAACAACUAGUGAAAUCCAUGAUAAACAAGUGGAAACAUAGAGACACACCAGCCAAUUAUUAUUAUUUUUUCUCCCUAGUAACAUUCUUAAUGUACUGAGAAAUAAAAAACACAUUUAUAGUGGUAGGGCUGUUGAAUUAUAUGAGGGGUGUUCAAAAGCUGUAAACUAGUGUGUCCAUCAACAACAUUCCCAGCAGAGGUGGCUUCAGAGAGUUUGAAAAGCAAUGGAUACCCUAUUGGGACCUGCUUCACGUCUCCCAAUAGAGACGUGAAGCAGGCUUUAUCAGAUCAUGGCUCUGGUGUAUUUGGAAAUCUUUGUACUUUAAUGUUUUUUAAGCACUAGUGAAACUCUGGAAUAACGGCAUUACUGUAGCAGGGGAUUAUACAGAGAAAUAAAAGUAGUUUUUACGCUACAAAUUGUUCUGUUAUUCUGCAAAAUCAAAAGUGCCAGUUCGACCUGAAUGCCCCCUCAGUAAAAUUUCAUGAUUUUCUGUCAAAUAAAUUUGCUAAGUUGAUCUAUCCUCUCA
Clarias gariepinus (North African catfish) is the source of this 2564-nucleotide messenger RNA. RefSeq names its product G patch domain containing 4 (gene gpatch4). The coding region runs from base 201 to 1550 and encodes 449 amino acids. The transcript has 7 exons. Gene Ontology annotation, molecular function: nucleic acid binding. Lineage: Eukaryota; Metazoa; Chordata; Actinopteri; Siluriformes; Clariidae. The record is from RefSeq and is a predicted model, not a curated record. Gene Ontology annotation, biological process: regulation of ribosome biogenesis. Gene Ontology annotation, cellular component: nucleolus.